This is a messenger RNA of Bombus impatiens (common eastern bumble bee), 4962 nucleotides long. RefSeq names its product BAG domain-containing protein Samui (gene stv). The record is from RefSeq and is a predicted model, not a curated record. Gene Ontology annotation, cellular component: cytosol; nucleus; cytoplasm. NCBI's taxonomy places the organism in Eukaryota, Metazoa, Arthropoda, Insecta, Hymenoptera, Apidae. The transcript is spliced from 2 exons. Bases 703 to 2883 code for a protein of 726 amino acids. Gene Ontology annotation, molecular function: protein-folding chaperone binding; adenyl-nucleotide exchange factor activity. Gene Ontology annotation, biological process: protein stabilization.
AUUACUUCCGUGAGAGUUCGGCUGCGCUCGGUGACAGUCACGUGGCUCUUGAUACAGCCCACACAACAAAUAUAUUUAAGUUGCUCCGGGAGCGCGCUGACAGUUUCGCUAUUGACCUGAAACGAGUGUGUUCUGUAACGCGUGCAUCUUGAGGAUUUUCUCAAGAGAACGUUUCCUUCUUCUAAUGCAGAACCUUUUAUUUGCGAGUGAGUGAUACAAGUGUAAAAUAGACGGAGUAACGUCGAUAGUGAUCCAAUUACAUAAUCUGAAAGCAAAAGGAAGAGAAGACAGAAAACUAGAGUGCUACCUAGAGAAGAUCGAAGAGAGAGGCUAAAGACAACUGUCGCACGUAAUUGACUCGGGUAACUUUGCAAGAUCUUUAAGCAAAAAGAGAAAGAAAACGAAAGUGUGUUUUUUCCAAACGUUUAUUUUUUCGUUUCGCCUUUUUUGUUAACACGCCGUCGCUGUUGUUUAGUGAGCUUCUUGGCUGAUCUUUUGAAAACGUAUAAACAAAUAUAUACAUAAAAAAAACUUAACCUGCAGAGCGAGCUCUUAACGGUAAAAGAGGCACGAACUUAACCUCUUAGUGUGUGAGACAAAAAAUACCAGCAUAUUAAAAAAAAAUCGCAUCUCCUGAGAAAAAAGAAGGAAAAAAGGAACACCACGUAUUCGAAAUCAGGCACGGAUCAAAGGGUCCAAAAAAUGGACUCGCCUGUCAUCGUGGACAAAGCAUCCGAAUUCGGAGAACCGAUUGAUUUGGAUCGUCCGUUUCCCGGGUUCCCAUUUGACGACGACAAUUUCGGACGACGCAGUGAUAUUCGUGCGCAUCUGGACGAUCUAGCAGCCCGCCACCCAGAAUUCGCCGACCAUCUGUUAGGCCCACCUUGGGGUGACAUCCCCUUUCACGGCUCUUUCCGUAACCGAAAUCGUGACUCUGGAAACAGAGAUCGUAAUAAUCACCAACAAGGUUACUCUGACGAGGACGCACGAAGCCAAGCAAGCGGAAGUAGCGCUGCCAGCGGAAUCAGUGCCUCCAGUUCGCACGGUGAAGCGGACAUUAAUCAAAAUCAACAAAAUAAAUCCUCCAAUUUCGAAGAAUCUCAUAGGAAAAGUCAAAUUCCGCAAUACGGAUUACGUAAUACUGUGGAUAUAGGUCAGCACCAUCACAACAUGGAAAAUCUUGACAGAGGAAAUCGUGGACAGCGUUCAAUGUCCGCUCCUCCAGAGAAUAGACAGUCUUCUAAUCAACAACAACCUCAACAGCAAGAGCAACAGCCACAGCAGCAGCCACAGGGUCAGAGAUACGUUUCUAGGAUAGAUAUAACGCCACAGCAUAACCAGCCUCAGCAACAGAAAUCACAGCAGCAACAAUCGCAGCCACAACCACAAACUCAGCAACAACAGCAGAAACCUCAGCAGCAAAGUAACGUUAGGCAUAUUCCAAUUUUUGUUGAAGGUAGAGACGAACCUGUGCUACCAAGAAGUUUCGACGACCCGUCUUCCUUCAGAAGAGCACCUUCUCCUUUCAGAAGAGAACCUUCUCCUCCGCAGUUUCAUGCACCACCACACUUUCAAAGAACAUUUGGUCAGCACUUUGGUGGAAGACCCCAUCAACGGCCUCCACACUUCCAAGAAUCUUUCUAUCAGCCACCAAGCGGCUUUGAGCAUCCUCCCAGGAGACAACAGCAGACACACACUUUCCAGCAGCCUAGACAGCCUCAGCAGCAACAGUAUUGCGAAAGACAGCCUCAACAACAAUAUUAUACUGAGAGACAACCACAGCAGCAGCAUUAUGAGCAAUCCAAGCAACAGAAGUCUCAACAGCAGGCUCCACCUCAACAGCAACAGCAACCUCAGCAACAGGAACCACCAAAACCUACCGUUCCAAAGGAUCCUCUAGAAAAAGUAGCUCUUGUACAGAAGGAAGUAGACUCUCUGGCUGAACAAGUUAAACAGUAUAGUGGUAACUCGAGGACAGAUAAAGAAUAUAUUUAUCUAGAUGAAAUGCUUACUAGGGAACUGAUUAAAUUGGACGAUAUAGAGACAGAAGGUAGAGACAAUGUUCGACAGGCGCGCAAGAACGCAAUAAAGACUAUACAGGAAACGAUUAGUUUACUGGAGUCGAAGGCGCCGCUUCCAUCGCAACAAGUAUUGUCAGAGGAACAGGAGAAACAAGAAGUUUCUAAUGUAACCGAAGAGGCUGAACAAACUGGAACACUAAACAUGCAUCAUAAAGGAGAGGAUCAGUCUCAGAAUAAGGAAGCAAUCCCACUGCCUCCUGCACCAUCAUCUCCAACGAAGAAAUCUGAAGAAGCUAUCGAACCUUCUACAGAAAAAAUAGAGAACUCUGAUACUCAUCACGCUACGAGUCAACAACAGGAUGCUCGGCAGGUUUCCAGCGAGCCUAUUGAAACGACUCCAGCGAAGAUGCCGGAAAUGACGUCCAUGGAAGUUCAGCAGAUUCCAGACGAAGCUAUUGUAACUGAACAGAAGGAAGUAGAAAACGCUCCCGGAGAAAAGGAACAGGAAAACACUACUGAAGUAAAGGAAACAGAUAUUUCUGCUGAAAAGACCACUGAGAACAUUCCCUCUGAGGGGAAUAAGGAAGUAAAUCCUCCAGAAGAAAAAAAAAUAGAGAAUGUUUCUGAGGAUAAAAAAGUAGAAAACACUUCCAAGGAAAAGAAAACUGAGAAAACUGAUAGUAAACCGCCUGGCCAAGAACAACAGCAGAAAACCGAGGAGAAAAUGGAGAUAGAGAGUAGUGAGGUAAAGCAGUCUCCCAGGUCAAAAAAAGGAAGGAAGACAAAGAAACAGUCUGCUCCAGUGUCUGAUAAACCUAUACCAUUGCCAGCUCCGGAGAACACUGAAGCUAGUGCAAAUUAGAAUAGCUGGCAAGAAGAAAUAUAAAGUGUCACGAUUCUAAUUGGACCAAAGGACGCAUCGAGCAAGUUAUUCUGUUGGUUGUCGCCAGAGCAGAAUAUCAUUAUUUUGAAGAACAAGCGAAGAGAAGCCUUUUUUGAUGGUCGUUAUUUCUUCUCUGUUUUGCGAUCAUUCUUGGUGCCAGAUCGAUAGGGACGUCGUGGAUCGACGUGAAAAUCGCACAAUCGUCAGCAUGGAAACCACGCCGGCCGGAAACGUUCUUUUGUUGUGUUUCGUUGCUCCUUCGUUCAAGUGGUUGCAGUCAGGUUCAAACAGGAGAAGAGUAUAUAUGUUCAGACAACCUUAUAACAUAUAGAAUCGUACAACGAAUAUCCAGCACGAAAAGGCUGUCACGCUGUUGCGUUGCAUUUGGACGAAACUGUCCCUCCUGAUUUCUACUCUUCACCCGUGCUGAUUUCAUGGGAAGUCAUAUGGGAAAGAACAUAGAAUACUCAAGGAAUUGUAUUACACGUUUGAUAAUGUUCAGUGCAAAGUUUGAUUGCACUCGAAGAAAUUGAAAUAUCGGUCUCCUUUUAGGAACAAUUCUUUUCUCUGUUUUUAUUAUUACUAUUUCUUCAUUUUUAAAUUAGUCACGUUAUUUAUUAGAUAUAUUUUUUCUUUUAUUGAGACGUUGAUUGACUAGUUAAUUGGUUAGAUAAUGACUGAGUAAAAGCAAAGGAAUGAAAAAGCAUUUUUUAGGAACCGAUAUUUAGUGUUUUAUAUAUUAUCGAGACUGGCAUGUAGUCAGUAUUGAUAAUAAGAUUAGUGGGAGAAAAUUGACACGAUUAUGAAAAUGUUUAAACGUGUUGUAUAAUGAAAAUGAUAACGAUUAUCCACAAGGAAACGCGUUGAGGAUGUCGGAGUCGAACGUUCAAGAAUGGAACGCGUCCGUUUCUUACUAUUAGUAUUACAGCGCACGGCCUGAAGCAUGAUAAAACUAACUUUAUUAUUAUUAUUAUUAUUAUUUCUAUUUAUAAUUUAUUGUGCGUCUGCUGAACGAUUCGAGCACGAUUUUCGUGCCCCUAAUAUAAUAGGUUAUUAAAAGAGGAUGGUUCAGGAAUUUAUAGAUUCUUAAUAACGAAGAGAAUGAACAAAAAAAUUAUACAGCUUCACAUAGUUGUGAUUUCUUAAAUAUCUCUGUAAGCUUUUUCCUUGAUAUACUAAGGAGGAAGAACACUAGUUUAAUAUGAAAUGUAGAAGUGAUUGACUAAUUUUAUAGUAUUUAUAAGAUAACAAAAUUAUUUUUACUAUGCAACAUUUUCACUCCAAGCACAUAUAAUUCAUAACAUAGUUAUCUAUGCUGUAUAAAAAUCGAAUUACAUACAGUUUAGCCUGAAACAAUCAAUUUCUAGGUAAAUCAGUUAAGUUCUUUUUUACUUGAUUUACUGUGUAAUAUGAAAUCUGUGAAUUUCUGAGCCACUUUAUUUCAAUCCCAUGUGCAAAUCUGUUGUCACGAAACCAUUGUGUGUGAUAUACGAACCAUGUAUGUAUAUAUUAAGAUCGUAUGUGUUCGUUUUAUGAAAAAUGAUGUAUCCCGUUCACAGUUACCUUAAAUCAUUGUUCGAUUUUUAACAAUAUUAAGAAACUUGAUUCUUAUCUCUUGAAAAAAAGAAAAAUUGUCGAUAACAAUAAUGUAUAAAAUACAUUAUUCUAUGGUUCCUUGUUCAGGGUGAUACUCAUCAUUAUUCUUCCUUUUUUCUUUCUUCUCAUUUUUUUCUUCUUUUUUUUUUGUUUCUGUAUGAUAUUUACGUACAUAUGUAUCUGUAGAAAUCACUUGCUCUCAAGCAGAAAUUUUGUAUUUUUUUCUGACGUGUGAGAAGUGCGCACACACACGCGCGCGUGUGUGAUCUGUGGUGUGUGAUGUGUGGUGCGUGUGUGGUAAGAAAGAAUAAAUGUAUUAUACAAAAGAAAGAUAUGUGAGAAGGAGUGGAUGAAUAAAUGAUCUAACUAUCAGUAGAACAUCAGUAUAAGUGCGGCGAAAAUGUAACUAUUUUAUGAACAAACGCAUUCGAUUGAAAAUACAAUCUGCUCGUUUGAAUCAUA